Molecule: messenger RNA, 1239 nt
Organism: Odocoileus virginianus texanus
Lineage: Eukaryota; Metazoa; Chordata; Mammalia; Artiodactyla; Cervidae
Source: RefSeq, a predicted model, not a curated record
GUACAGCCUCCCAAGAUGUUUCAGUUUGGUCUCUUCCUCCUGCUACAGAAACCAAACGAUCGUGACCACAAAGUCAGACUGGCACUAGGAAACGGCUUACGAGCAGAUGUGUGGAAAGAAUUCAUCAGGAGAUUUGGGGAUAUUAACAUUAAUGAGUUCUAUGCUUCCACUGAAGGCAAUAUUGGAUUUAUGAAUUACACGAGAAAAAUCGGUGCUGUUGGAAGAGUAAACUACCUACAGAAAAAAGUCAUAAAUUAUGAGCUGAUUAAAUAUGACGUAGAGAAAGAUGAACCUGUUCGAGAUGGAAAUGGAUACUGCAUCAAGGUUCCCAAAGGUGAACCUGGACUCCUGGUUUGCAAAAUCACACAGUUAACACCAUUUAAUGGCUAUGCCGGAGGAAAGAGUCAGACGGAGAAGAAAAAGCUGAGAGAUGUCUUUAAGAAAGGAGACCUGUAUUUCAACAGUGGAGAUCUCUUAAUGAUUGACCACGAAAAUUUUAUCUACUUCCACGACAGAGUUGGAGACACAUUCCGGUGGAAAGGGGAAAAUGUGGCCACCACUGAAGUCGCUGACACAGUAGGACUGGUUGAUUUUGUCGAAGAAGUGAAUGUUUAUGGUGUGUCUGUGCCAGGUCAUGAGGGUCGAAUUGGCAUGGCCUCGAUCAAGAUAAAGGCAGGCCAUGAAUUUGAUGGACGGAAACUCUUUAAGCACGUGGUCGAUUACCUGCCUAGUUAUGCAAGACCGCGGUUUCUAAGAAUACAGGACACCAUUGAGAUCACUGGAACUUUUAAACACCGAAAAGUGACCCUCGUGGAAGAGGGCUUUAACCCUGCAGUUAUCAAAGAUGCCUUGUAUUUCUUGGAUGACAAAGCAGAAAUGUAUGUGCCUAUGACUGAGGACAUUUACAAUGCAAUUAGUGAUAAAAAUCUGAAAUUCUGAAUAUUACCAGCAGGAUAACUCAAUGUAUUUCCAAAAAGAAACUGAAUGGAUCUAGUACAGCCAACUGUUGAUAUAAUCCAACUUUAUUUGACUGAAGAUUGUACGGUGUGUUUUUUUUUUUUUUUUAUGUAUAGCAGUAAGGGAAGACUUUUUAAAAUUACACCUGAACCUUUGUAAGUGAAAUGUUUUAGCUAUAAUUAUUUUUCAAUUUGCACAUACUGUUUGUAUUACAAACUAAGCUUGUUAGAGGGAGGAUGUUAUUUUUUUAAAUAUGCAAUAAAAUAGAUGAACACCAAGAUA